AUGGAAACCUCAACACAACACAUAGGUGCAAGUGAAGAGUUUUCAGGGUGUUCAAAACAUACGGAAGUUGGUGGAAACACAAGAGUUGGUGGGAAAAAAAGAGAUGCAAAGGCAUUAGAAGUUGAAGAGGAGAUUGUCAAGCUUGAAAGGGAGAAGAAGACGAAAGACACAAGACCGCUCUUUUGCUAUUUGGUGAAAGUGUUGAUGUUCGAAAAGUUUGGUUACAACUUUUGCAUACUAGUUAUUACAAGAUUGCUGAUUUGCGUUUCGAUUCUUGCAAGUUGCUUUGAAAAAAAAAAACGAAAAGAAAGCCCUCAUCACAACGAGCAUGCGGUGGUAUAG
Molecule: messenger RNA, 342 nt
Organism: Lactuca saligna
Lineage: Eukaryota; Viridiplantae; Streptophyta; Magnoliopsida; Asterales; Asteraceae
Source: the annotation of a GenBank genome assembly